Molecule: messenger RNA, 931 nt
Organism: Xylona heveae TC161
Lineage: Eukaryota; Fungi; Ascomycota; Xylonomycetes; Xylonales; Xylonaceae
Exons: 3
Coding region: 233-715 (160 amino acids)
Source: RefSeq, a predicted model, not a curated record
CAGAAUUUGAGUCUUUCCGGGCAGAAUCUCGAGCAGAAUUUGAUCUUUCCGGGCAGAAUCUCAGUCCUUCAAGAGAGAAAUUGGAUUCAACAAAGAUAUUCAAAAAGCAAAUAGGAAUGUGACAGAGGAAAUUGAAGAACUACGAAAAGAACGCAAUGAUUUGAGAAUAAAGCGACAAAUCGAUGGUGUACCGCGGCUCCUUGAUGGGAGGAACAAUCUCUUUCUCGAUGUCAUGGCAAAAGUCUGGGAAAAGCUUGUCGAGCAAGAGUUCAAAGGGGAGACAGGUCAAUCAGCAGCACAAGACACCGAUACAGCAUUGGAUGAAUAUUUUGGAGACGAAACAGAGUCGGAAACCCAUACAGUGAUGCGCGAUUUGAGGCUGGUCGAGCAACUGACAGAGGACGAGGCCGAGAAAAUUGGAUUCCCCAUGAGCUUUUUUGCAAACUUUAUGCAUCCUUGCCAGAGCAUCAAACCUUCGCGAACUGGAACAAGCAGUUGGGAAUUUGCAGUGCUGUUGGUCCACCGAAAGAAAGACGAGGAGCAUCAAAAAAAAGACGCUCGUUUUGCUAAACAGUUGGGCGCGGAACGUCUGCCAGAAAGGUGGCACAAUUUGCUCCAAGACACGUCAUUUUCUAAUCACUGUGCCGAAUUGUUCCGCUUUGCAUAUGGCAGAAGCGUGGACGAUGUUGCCGCGGACUUUCUCAAGGAUCUGUGAUUUGAUUGAAAGGCUUAAUUGACAUUGUCGCUUGCUUCUGUAACGUAUAUCCUUCCUGAACAAAGGGCGUCCUCUGGUUGCUUGAUAUAAAUAUCUAUUGAAGUCGCGUAGGAUCUCAUAUCCUCGAGCUUUUUCACAAUCCCCUCCGCAUUAGAUUUUUGGUCCAUUUUAAGCACUGGCGUCAAAAUUCUCAGCGAGCCUUUAGCCAGAAAGUGA